Molecule: messenger RNA, 1215 nt
Organism: Ustilaginoidea virens
Lineage: Eukaryota; Fungi; Ascomycota; Sordariomycetes; Hypocreales; Clavicipitaceae
Exons: 5
Coding region: 1-1215 (404 amino acids)
Biological process (GO): carbohydrate metabolic process
Molecular function (GO): aldehyde-lyase activity
Source: RefSeq, a predicted model, not a curated record
AUGUCCAGGAUUGACCCUCAUAUGGUCACACAUGAAAAAUGCUUUAUUCGCGAGACGUCAGUAGACGUGCUGUUCGCCAUUGGGUCUGUUCACGGAGCUCCUCCUGCUCUGGCCUGGCCUGCCUCUGGCUCGAGGGUUGGGAAGUUUGCGCCAAACUGUAUUCGCCAUGUCGAUCCAGAGACCCCUGGUUUCAUUCGCACAGUCGGCGAGCUGGGUCUUGCCGUGGCAGCAUCUUUCGGUGCGUUCAUGGACGGUCCGGACUUGAUCGUCACCUAUUCUGUUGGAGAUGGUGAGGCGGCAGCUGGACCGAUAGCAUGGGCCUGGCGUGCGAUCAAGUAUCUGGACGCGGCUGAGUCUGGGUACAAACAUCCCGAUUUUACACUCUAUGGCAAGAUGACGAAAGGCCUCGUCAUGCCCUCGAGACCAAAGCCAGCAAAGAGAAGGGUCGCUUUUUGCGUUUUGCAAGAUUGGUUAGAGAGCUACAACAACGUCGAGCCAUCUACUGUUGCCGAAUCGCGUUCCUCGGCGAAGGAGCCCGAGAAGAACCGGAGAACCCGACAAGCUUCCGCAUCUUUCUCCCCCGAUAAACUGGAGAGCAGCAAAAUCGGUGCCUUGAUACGAACUGGUGCGGCUUGGUACAACAAGUCCGGGAGAAUCUUGAGUGGAAUCAGUACUCUCGAGCUCGGGGGCGGUCGGGUGAUUGAGGUUCCGUCGGCGCCUUGCUGCCAGGGAUCUAUGCAGGGAUAUAGCCUGACGGGACAAACUGCCGUCUUCCCCAGCCACGAGCCAUUUCUGGGCCUCGUUCACACAAUGAUUGUUCACCAUGGCAAAUUCUGCAGGAUGGCGCGGACGCUCCCCGUUGGAGAGGCAGUCUACAUUGCAUCAACUACGUCGAGACUACCUAAACUCUCGGGCUCGAGAGCCAGAGUGGCCAACGUUGGCGACUUGUUGGUCUUGGCAGCAGAAUCGCUUCAUCCGCAUGCACGGUGGCAGCCCGACUUUGUCAACGACAUGUUUUGCACUGAACAAGCCAGUCUGCUUCAGUUAUCACAGCUACGCGGCAGAGCGGCAGGGAAAAUUGCCCGGACCACACUUGGCGAGUUUGAAAAGGGCGAAGAUUUCCACACCAUCAACACUAGGCACUCCCGUACCAUGGCGGACUCGGUCGCUUCGAGCUUCAAAGCCAUACGUAUAAUUAGAUUACAUACACGGUGA